UCGGGGCUCUCCACAGGCGCGGCGGGCGGGCUGAGGCGAGCGGAGCCCGGGCGGCGUCGAGCGGGGCGAGGGGCGCGGGCUGGAGCCGCUGCCCACCGGCCCCAGAGCCGGGGAGGGCUGCGGGAAGGGUUAGUGCGAGCUCGCCUGUGCGAGGAGCCGCGCCGCAACCAUGGGGAACCGCGGGAUGGAGGAUCUCAUCCCGCUGGUCAACCGGCUGCAGGACGCCUUCGCCGCCAUCGGGCAGAAUGCCAACCUCGACCUGCCGCAGAUCGCCGUGGUGGGGGGGCAGAGCGCCGGCAAGAGCUCCGUGUUGGAGAAUUUUGUCGGGAGGGACUUUCUGCCACGUGGAUCUGGCAUCGUAACCAGGCGCCCACUGGUCCUUCAGCUGGUAAAUGCCAGCACAGAAUAUGGCGAGUUCCUACACUGCAAAGGAAAGAAAUUCACUGAUUUUGAGGAGGUCCGUUUGGAGAUUGAGGCUGAAACGGAUCGUGUUACUGGCUCCAACAAAGGGAUUUCCCCUGUGCCCAUCAACCUCCGAGUCUACUCUCCCCAUGUCCUGAACCUGACCUUGGUAGAUCUGCCGGGUAUGACAAAAGUCCCUGUGGGGGAUCAGCCCCCUGACAUCGAGUUCCAGAUCCGAGACAUGCUCAUGCAGUUUGUCACCAAAGAGAACUGCCUCAUCUUGGCAGUAUCCCCAGCCAACUCUGAUUUGGCCAAUUCUGAUGCCCUGAAGAUUGCAAAGGAGGUGGAUCCUCAAGGCCAGCGCACCAUUGGGGUCAUCACCAAGCUGGAUCUUAUGGAUGAAGGAACUGAUGCACGAGAUGUAUUAGAAAACAAAUUGCUUCCCCUCCGUAGGGGUUACAUUGGUGUGGUCAACAGAAGUCAGAAGGACAUAGAUGGCAAGAAGGAUAUUCAGGCAGCUCUGGCUGCAGAGAGGAAGUUUUUUCUGUCCCACCCAGCCUACAGACACAUGGCUGAUCGCAUGGGAACCCCAUUCCUGCAGAAAGUGCUGAACCAGCAAUUGACCAACCAUAUCCGUGACACGCUGCCAGGGCUGCGGAACAAGCUCCAGAGCCAGCUCCUGUCCAUUGAGAAGGAGGUGGAGGAGUACAAGAACUUUCGCCCUGAUGACCCCGCUCGCAAGACCAAAGCUCUGCUUCAGAUGGUCCAGCAGUUUGCUGUGGACUUUGAGAAACGCAUUGAAGGCUCUGGAGACCAAAUUGACACCUAUGAGCUGUCGGGAGGAGCUCGGAUCAACCGUAUCUUCCAUGAGCGUUUCCCCUUUGAACUGGUGAAGAUGGAGUUUGAUGAGAAGGAGCUGCGGCGGGAGAUCAGCUACGCCAUCAAGAACAUCCACGGUAUCAGAACCGGUCUCUUCACACCCGACAUGGCCUUUGAGACCAUUGUGAAAAAGCAGGUGAAGAAGAUUAAAGAGCCUUGCCUGAAAUGCGUGGACAUGGUCAUUUCGGAGUUAAUCAAUACUGUUAGACAGUGCACCAAGAAGCUCAGCCAGUACCCUCAUCUGCGUGAGGAGAUGGAGAGGAUUGUCACCACCCACAUCCGUGAGAGAGAAGGCAGGACCAAGGAUCAGGUCAUGCUUCUAAUAGACAUUGAGCUGGCUUACAUGAACACAAACCACGAGGAUUUCAUUGGCUUUGCCAAUGCUCAGCAGAGGAGCAGCCAGAUGAGCAAGAAGAAGGCAGCUGGUAACCAGGUGAUCCGGAAGGGCUGGCUCACCAUCAACAACAUUGGCAUCAUGAAGGGUGGCUCCAAGGAGUAUUGGUUUGUCCUGACGGCGGAGAACCUCUCCUGGUACAAGGAUGAUGAGGAGAAGGAGAAGAAGUACAUGUUACCAGUGGAUAACCUGAAACUGCGAGAUGUGGAGAAGGGAUUCAUGUCCAGCAAGCACAUCUUUGCUCUCUUCAACACUGAACAGAGGAAUGUUUACAAGGACUACCGGCAGCUGGAGCUGGCCUGUGAGACCCAGGAGGAGGUGGAUAGCUGGAAGGCUUCCUUCCUUCGUGCAGGGGUCUACCCAGAGCGUGUUGGGGACAAGGACAAAGCCAGUGAAGCAGAGGAGAAUGGAGGAGAUAGUUUCAUGCACUCCAUGGAUCCUCAGCUGGAGAGACAAGUGGAAACGAUCAGGAACCUGGUGGAUUCCUACAUGGCAAUUGUCAACAAAACCAUCAGGGACCUCAUGCCGAAGACAAUCAUGCACCUCAUGAUAAACAAUACCAAGGACUUCAUCCACUCAGAGCUGCUGGCGAACCUGUACUCGUGCGGGGACCAGAACACGCUGAUGGAGGAGUCUGCGGAGCAGGCGCAGCGGCGCGACGAAAUGCUGCGCAUGUACCACGCCCUGAAGGAGGCCCUCAACAUCAUCGGGGACAUCAACACCAGCACCAUCAGCACCCCCAUGCCCCCACCGGUGGACGACUCCUGGCUGCAGGUGCAGAGCGUACCGUCCGGACGCAGGUCCCCCACGUCCAGCCCCACGCCGCAGAGGAGAGCCCCUGCCGUGCCCCCCGCCAGGCCUGGAUCUCGCGGCCCGGCUCCUGGGCCACCUCCUGCUGGUGGGUCCACGCUGGGUGGUGCCCCCCCUGUGCCCUCCAGGCCAGGUGCCUCUCCUGAUCCCUUCGGGCCCCCACCUCAGGUUCCUUCUCGGCCUAAUCGUGCUCCUCCGGGUGUUCCCAGAAUCACUAUCAGUGACCCCUGAGGACUGGCAGCCACGGUAGGUUUUGCACUCUCGCUGCAAUGCAUGAGUCUCUGUGUCCCCAUCCUCCAGCACUGCUCUGCAGCUCUCCUCUGCUGCCCAGUUCUUGUGUUAGUAACAGAGUCCCUUGUCUGAUGAACCACCUCUGCCAGGAUCUCAUAAAGGGAGGAGUCUUGAACAGAAAUACUGGCUGAUCAGAGGCAGAGCAGCUGCUUGAGCUGCAGGAGCUGGGAAAGCCUCAGUACCUGAUUUAAGGUCUGGAGGAUCCUUUCUCUGCUUCUGAAUAGAGAAGGUGGGAUGGGGGAAUGAGCUCUGGCAACAAGGUCUAAACUCUGUGUGUUUCAUUUGGCUUAUAUCCACACUAACUGUAAGAUCAGCUGAAUAAACUCUGCUUUGAUUUGGUCUGUCAGCUCUGUUAGGAUCAAGACAGAGACUUGGGGAGCUGAUAGUUCAGACUCCUCUUCUUACAUUCUAAUGUCUGGCUGGAGAAGUGCUCCCAUCCUCACUGUGUCCCCAGUGCUCAUGGAAGUCAAGAGGAGUUUGGGUCAUUAAUAUCAGGACUUCCAUGUCUGAGUGCAGGGUAACUCUGACAUUGAAUGUUCUCUUUUAUCCUUGUGUCCCAUCAUCAGAUAGAUGGGAACUCCCUGUGUUUGUUCUCCCCUUGACCCUUUACCUUCAAGGUUACUCUCCUGCUUCCAUUCAAACUGCCUUCUCUUUUCUCUGCCUCCUGCCUCUCCAAGAGGAAGGGUGUAGUGAUCUGUGUCCCUCAAACACUCUGCCCUGAGCUCCUGCCCAUUUCUCUCUCCUCUUUCUCCCUGCAUUUUGUUGUAGUGGUUCAGUGAUGUAGCAGGGUGUGGGUUUGUGUUGUGUUGUAUUGCUCAUCCUGUUAAUGUCAGUGGGGGUGUGAAGAGGGACAUCAGCAAAUUUUCCUGAGUCCUUUUCUUGGGAACCUCCAACUCUUAUUGACAAAGAGGUACAGAGGGCAAAACUGGAUUUUUUUGGGCCCUUUCUCUGUGGAUUUGGUUCAUGACAGAGGAGUGGAGCAGCAGCAGCUCCUGCAGAUUCCCUUGCUGCUGGUUGUGGCAGAGAGAUCUGGGGUAAGGAGCAUGUGCUGAAAUCCUACUUUAAUAGGAACAGCAGAAGUUGAAGCCCCUGUUCUGGGCAGGGGUGUCUCAGCCAGCCCCCAUCGUGCAGUAGAUGGUGUCUGUUACUGCUGCAAAGAACUGCAGUUAGAGCUGCCACAUUGCAGUGACUGCUCAUGAUUGACAUCUUUGAGGACGUCAUCGUCAGCCCUCCUCACUGAUGACACACUGCAGAGGUGUUGGAGCAAUCAGCAGUUUCCUCCAAUAUUCUGCCUGUGCAGACAUCCCUGACAGCCCUGGAAAUGUGCAUCCUGGGUGAACAGCCUUGGGAAGGAGCCUUGCUGCUGUCUGUACCCCAUUCUGGGACUCGCUGUUAAUGGGGCAUUCUGUUUUUAAUCUGGCAUAAAGAGCACCAAGGAAAUAAAAAUUAAAAACUAAAAAAAACCCCCAAAUUAUCCAAAAAAUUACACCCAAAACCUUUUGCAGUCCAAGGGAAUAAACAGAGUAUUUUCCCACCUCUGUUACAUCCUUAUCAACAGAACUCCCUAUUAGCCCAGUGGUUCUUAGAUAGGAUUAGCUCAGUGUUCUCCCUGGAUAUGGCCUGAAAGACAGACUUCAAAGGAUGUGACAGUCACUGUAACUCAUCUCCCUGGGCUCCUGCCGGGGCUCAGGUCUUCCUUCUCAUGUACUGGAGACAGCCACGGGCGUCCCUGUGAGCAAAACUUUAUUGCUUUUCCUGACAAAGAGUGACUUUUCAGUGAUAUAAAAAGGCUUGACUAGCACUGUAGUCAGACUGAAGCAGCAUUUUGGGGGUAAAUGAUGCCUGAGAGACUUCUCUGUCCCUCUGUCCCCACAGUUUUCAGCCUUUUCUAACCUUACCAGGCAAAUUCUGCAAGCAUCUCCAGAAAAUCUCAACAGAAACAGCCCACAAGUUUAAAAAGUGACAGCCCCACACCCUAAGAUGCUUUGAAUGCUGAGAGAAAUAAGUCUGCAAAAAUCAGUCAUAGUACAUUACAAAAAUUAGCCCAUCUACCUGUGAAUUACUUGUGCUCCUUUCAGCCCUAUCUAUUCUGCUAGGGUCAAGUGGCCACUCCUGCCAGAACACUUUACGUACUCUAGUGGCUUCAAGUAUCCUUUUCAUGUGAACCCUCAGAGGCUUUUAGCACAACCUGUGCAAACUUCUGAAAUGCAAAUGGUCCUUCAACCUUCCCAAAAAUGCCUUCUGACAUGUGAUGAUGAAACAGCAUCUCACUAAAUGUUGAGUUGAAGUUCUGUAAGGUUUUAAUUCAGGUGGUGUUGCUGUUCCAAUGACAGUAGAAGCCCCCAAAGGAUUGCUGUGGCUGCAUUUACACCGUAACACCCUUAGAGAGAAUGCACAGAUCCCACAUGUCAUGAAGCUCUGAGGCUUAAUAGAUCUGGAGCAGUAAGUUCUGCUGAGGUUAAAUAAACAGAACUGGAGAGUUGCUCUUGUGUAUUUGCUAAAUGAGGCAACUUGCCCCAAUUUAUAGGAGUGUAACUCCUCUAGUGCCAGUGUGAUUGGAGACUGCUGGUACAAAUAUCCUCCUCUGCCCCUCUUCCCUCCCUCCCCUCAGCCCCUGUGUCAGGAGAGGGCCUUCAUUUCUAGCAGUGAGUUGAUUCUCUGUACUUUAAGUCUUGUCAGUGUGGAAUUACUGAGGCAUUAAUUCUGUGACACCUGGUCCUGUAUGAUCAGUGCAAGGACUUCCCCUCCAUUUGGUCUGCAUGCUGUUGGCUUUGCUCUUUGCAUUUCAGGCAGUUUGGACCUUAAAACUACUCUGGCUUGGUACCAAACUAUUUAUUUAUUUAAUGAAGCAUCAGCAAAAUGCAGUUGAGGUCACAGACACUGCCGGGAGCAUGCAUUAAAGGAAAAACACAGAUUGGACUCAGUCUUACAGAGCACAUUUUUAUUUAUAGCCUUCUUACAGCCUGUAGUCUGAGACUGAAGUGAUAUUUCAGGUAAUUAGCUGAGAGCCAUGUCAGGGGUGUUGUCUUCUAUGUUUUUGUUGUGGUGUUUUUUCCCCCCAGUCCCUUACAGGAAGGAGAUUCUAGAACACUUAAUCCGUGCAGAGGGCAAACACUUAAGUUUAUGUAGCUAAAGUACCAGCAAAAGGAUUGGAACAGAAUGGAGUAGGAGUAGCCAAGGUUCCUUUUAUUGAAGUAAGAAGCUGGAUUUGCUCUGUGACAGAACUGGAAAAUUGAAAGUUGUAAGCUUGUCCCUGACAUCCAAGAGCAGUCUCGUGUCAGAAUAGGAAAUCUCAGCCUUUCAGCAGCUUCAAGGGCAAGGGAAGAAGGUGCUCCCCCAAACCAGCCAAGAGCCUCUGGCAGCAGCGCAUCUCAGAGGACCCCAUCCAUGCUGUGUGACUGUCAUGUGCUUGGUACAGGAGCUCACUGUUGUCCAUGCUUCUCCACUCGUCCCACAGCCAGGACACUUACUGGCACUAAAUCUCUGCACUUCCAAAUUUCAGAGGGAAGCAAAACUGGCAGUCCAGGGGAUUGCUUUACUGGUGAUCUGUGCUGUGCAGAAAGGCCAGUGUGAGGCCAGGUAGAAGCCUGUGAGUCUCCUCUGUGGAGCUGCUCUCUGGGGGUUUGUGCCGCAGGUUGGAUUCUUUUGCUGGCUCAGGUGAAGUGGAGAAGCAUGUGUGGUUGUGACUGCAAUUGCUGUGCUAACCACAGUGUGUGUUCUCUUGUUUUUGUUUCCUGCUUUU
This is a messenger RNA of Prinia subflava (tawny-flanked prinia), 6518 nucleotides long. RefSeq names its product dynamin 1 (gene DNM1). Gene Ontology annotation, molecular function: GTPase activity; microtubule binding; GTP binding. Gene Ontology annotation, biological process: receptor internalization; synaptic vesicle endocytosis. The transcript is spliced from 21 exons. The record is from RefSeq and is a predicted model, not a curated record. NCBI's taxonomy places the organism in Eukaryota, Metazoa, Chordata, Aves, Passeriformes, Cisticolidae. The coding region runs from base 170 to 2716 and encodes 848 amino acids. Gene Ontology annotation, cellular component: membrane; microtubule; cytoplasm.